CGAGGAGGUCUGGUCCCAAAUUUGAUUUGUCGCCAUUAAUGCUAAGCUUUGCACGAUGUCGAAACGUAAAGUUCAGUUUGCUGAGAAAGAUGGAGAAGAAAUUCAAGGAGAAUCUUCUUUGGGUCGAGUCAAAGCACACUCUUUGGACAGCGAUGAAGAGGGUGAUGAUGACGAUGGAGUUAAAGACGACGAAAAGUAUGUCCUACGAGAAGAGGAUUUGGAAGGUCAAGAAGACGCAACGAUCGACUUCGACGAAGGAAUCAAAAUUACACCGUUCAAUUUGAAGGAGGAAAUGGAGGAAGGCCACUUUGAUGCAGAGGGAAAUUACUUUGAGAAGAAAGAGGAGGUGAUUCGUGAUGAGUGGCUGGAUUCGCUGGACUGGGUGAAAGUCAAAGAACGAGGUGAUCAGUUUCGGAAGUACAUCAGCGAUGAUGAAAGCAAAUUUGAAGACGCCGAUGAACCAGCCGAUCAAAUUAACAAAAUGAAAGAGAUUUUAGGCAUAGUAUUACCUGGGGAAACAAUCUUGAAAGCGCUCAGACGUCUUGGUGGAAAGGAAAGUGGUCGCGGAAAAAGUUCGUCUGCUAGUGCACGCUGGCAGCUGAAGGCGAAGAAAGCAAAAGUUUCCGGGGAUAACAGCGAACAUCCUGCUUCAGAGGAAGAUAAACAAACACUUUUAAAACUUACCGAGCUGGCGGACCAUCUGCUUCAAGCAGGGAACUUCAGCAUAUAUCAAGAUACAUAUGAGAAGUUGGCGCACAAAGUCAAAUCUAUGGAGGAAAGUCUGAAAGAAGCAGACGAAGAUGAUGCCCUGGAGGUUGCUUUUAGACAGGGGGGAGGAGAGGGUGAUGGAGCAGCCAUGGAGACAGAAAGUUCUGACACUGCUAAAACAGAAACAGCCAAUGAAGAUGAAGUGUAUUGGCAAUACAAGUGGGAAAACACAAAAAAUGCAACUGUGUAUGGACCAUACUCAUCAACUUAUAUGUUGAUUUGGAAUGAUCAGGGAUGUUUUGGAGAUGGAGUGUGGGUGCGAAAAGUUGGGGAAGAUGAGGGACCAUUUUAUAACUCGAAACGUAUAGACUUCGAACUCUACACCUAAAGCUCAAAAUUUUACAUUCACUGGUUUCCAUUGUAGUGGUAAAAUACAAGACAAGAGUCAUUUCUUGUCAAAAUUCAUGGAUGCUAUGUCCUGCAAGAGGUUUUGGACGGAAAACCAUCUGCGAAACAGUUCUUUUCAAUCCUUCAAGAUGCAUUUAUCAUUGUGUUCCUUGCAAAUAAGCAGGACACAUGAAGCACCCAUAAGUAACGGCAAGCAUGUCACCUUUUUUGAAAUGCUAUAUUUUGAACGAAUAAAAAAGUGUAAACAACUCUUCUACAGUAUAGAACAGGGAGGUAGAAAAAUAUUAGAGAAAAUAGCUGGGAACUUGCUUUUAUUCAGAAUCUUUCAGCAUAGAUCUUGGAUAGUUGCCUCCCAGGGAAUAAACUGUCUUAUUUCCCAGGCUGCUGGUAAAGGUACAGCGCUAAAUUUUAGGUGCAAAAUGGUGGUCAUCUAAAUUUAUAACAAUUAUGCUUGGUGUCCGGUCACUCAUCUGAUCGCUUGUCCAGUCACUUGCUCUGUAUUGAGAUAACUCAGCAUUAGUCUGCUCCCACAAAAUGUUAGAUGAUGCCACACAGAAGUGACUUCACUCUCAAAAGAAGUGACUUUGUUCCACAGAAAAGUAACUGCUCUUAAGAUAUAUUCCAAGAUUCUGAGUAGCAAUAAGAUAGAAACAAUGCCAGAAAACCUGAAGGUAACAAAAUAAAUGGGGGUCUUGCAUUUCAAAACACUAUGUUAAAAAUAUAGAAUUUGUAAAUGAUUAUCCGUACCCCAAACAAGCUGUGCAGAGUUGUUGUGUAUCAAAAACUGGUUAUCUAACAGAUGGGUAGAUUGUUGUCUUGUCUAGUUCAAAGUGUGAUACUCUUGCAUAUAUUGCUUGUGCAUGUGCAAGUUAUUUUAUAAAUACACAGAAGAUACAGUGCAGAACACCCAGUGGGCAUAUACAUGUAAUGUUUUAGUUGGAAGAGGAAGUACAGCCAAUGAGAAGAGCCUUUAGCACACAAUAAGUGGAAGAUCCAGAAGUACACAUACUUUCUUGCCCCAAGAAGAACCUCCCCCCAUGCAGACAUCAGUUUUGCAAUGAAAGUGGGAGUAGGAGGGUGUAGUUCCCCCAGGUUUACUACUGAUCUGAUAGUAACUCAAACUUGUCCAAAAAGCAAGCUGAAAGCACUUUGCUUUGAUGAAGGCUUAACACACUAAACAUCAGCUUAAUAAACUCGCUACAGCUGUUAACUUCAAGGUGAUAAAGGUAAAUUAGCUACAGUCACAAAAUGAUCAGGAAUUUGCCUAGUUUCGUGUGCCUCACUCGGCUUAAAACCUUGACAUGCUGUACUUACACAACAAGACCAAGAGUUAAUGUCCAGGCACUAGGCUAUGUUCAGCUCUCUCUCAGGCCUUAAACAUCAAAUUGAUUCUACAAUAGCAAUUUUGCAUGUCGGAAAUAUCAAGGAGAUUUUGAAAAAAGGGGGAACAAUAAAGUUGCCAAAUUACGUUUUA
Orbicella faveolata is the source of this 2590-nucleotide messenger RNA. RefSeq names its product CD2 antigen cytoplasmic tail-binding protein 2-like. NCBI's taxonomy places the organism in Eukaryota, Metazoa, Cnidaria, Anthozoa, Scleractinia, Merulinidae. The record is from RefSeq and is a predicted model, not a curated record. Gene Ontology annotation, molecular function: protein binding. Gene Ontology annotation, cellular component: U5 snRNP.